AUGGCGGCGCCGGUUCGCCUGGGCCGGAAGCGCCCGUUGCCGGUCUGCCCCAACCCGCUCUUCGUGCGCUGGCUGACCGAAUGGCGGGACGAGGCGACCAGCAGGGGGCGCCGCACUCGCUUCGUGUUUCAGAAGGCGCUGCGCUCCCUCCGGCGGUACCCGCUGCCCCUGCGCAGCGGGAAGGAAGCCAAGAUCCUCCAGCACUUCGGAGACGGGCUCUGCCGGAUGCUGGACGAGCGGCUGCAGCAGCAUCGAGCCUCGGGCGGUGAUCAUGCCGCGGUCUCAUCACCUGCAGAGAAGAGUUCAGUCCCACGUGGCGAAGCUCAGGACCCUUCCCUGCCCGCUCUAUCCCGGCCCAAAGCCAGAGGUCCUGGCAGCUACUGGCCGGCCCGGCACUCAGGAGCCCGAGCUGUGUUGCUCCUGCUCUACCGCGAGCACCUGAAUCCUAGUGGCUGCAGCUUCCUGACUAAGGAGGAACUGCUUCAAAGAUGUGCCCAUGGGGCCCCCACGGUGACCGUGAGGAGUACUCAGCCUUGGCCAGCCCUCCGAACCCUCCUCCACCGGAACCUUAUCCUCAGAACACACCAGCCAGCCAGGUACUCACUCACCCCGGAGGGUCUGGAGCUGGCCCAGAAGCUGGCCGAGUCGGAGGGCCUGAACACGCUGGAUGUGGGCACAGGGCCCAAGGAGCCCCCCGGGGAGGAGCCAGCAGUGCCAGGAGCAACCUCAGCUGAGCCCACCAGUGAAGCGGGCAUCCAGCAGCCACCCAUGGAGCUGGGGCCCGGCGAGUACAGGGUGCUGCUGUGUGUGGAUGUCAGCGAGGCCACGGGGGCUGGGCACAGGCCGGAGCUGCUACGAGAGCUGCAGCGGCUGCACGUGAACUAUAUGGUCCGCAAGCUGCAUGUUGGGGACUUUGUGUGGGUAGCACGGGAGACCAGCCCCAGAGAUCCUGCGAGGCCUGGCGAGCUCGUGCUGGACCACAUUGUGGAGCGCAAGCGGCUGGACGACCUGUGCAGCAGCAUCAUCGACGGCCGCUUCCGAGAGCAGAAGUUCCGGCUGAAGCGCUGCGGCCUGGAGCGCCGGGUCUACCUGGUGGAGGAACACGGCUCCGUGCACAACCUCAGCCUCCCUGAGAGCACCCUGCUGCAGGCUGUCACUAACACUCAGGUCAUCGACGGCUUCUUUGUGAAGCGCACGGCAGACAUUAAGGAGACAGCUGCCUACCUGGCACUCCUGACACGGGGCCUGCAGAGACUCUACGAGGGACAUACCCUACGCAGCCGCCCCUGGGGAACCCCCGGGGACCGUGAGCCAGGGGCCAGGCCCACCCCAAACCCUCUCUGCUCACUCCUCACCUUCAGUGACUUCAACGCAGGAGCCAUUAAGAACAAGGCCCAAUCUGUCAGGGAGGUGUUUGCACGUCAGCUGAUGCAGGUUCGAGGAGUGAGUGGGGAGAAGGCGGCAGCUCUGGUGGAUCGGUACAGCACCCCUGCCAGCCUCCUGGCCGCCUAUGAUGCCUGUGCCACGCCCAAGGAGCAGGAGAUGCUGCUGAGCACCAUCAAGUGUGGGCGGCUGCAGAGAAAUCUGGGACCCGCUCUGAGCAGGACCUUGUCCCAGCUCUACUGCAGUUGCAGUCCUCUGACCUGA
Elephantulus edwardii (Cape elephant shrew) is the source of this 1647-nucleotide messenger RNA. It is a transcript of the gene MUS81, whose product is annotated as MUS81 structure-specific endonuclease subunit. Gene Ontology annotation, cellular component: Holliday junction resolvase complex; nucleus. The coding region runs from base 1 to 1647 and encodes 548 amino acids. The transcript is spliced from 16 exons. The record is from RefSeq and is a predicted model, not a curated record. Gene Ontology annotation, molecular function: DNA binding; crossover junction DNA endonuclease activity; 3'-flap endonuclease activity. Gene Ontology annotation, biological process: DNA catabolic process; mitotic intra-S DNA damage checkpoint signaling; double-strand break repair via break-induced replication. Lineage: Eukaryota; Metazoa; Chordata; Mammalia; Macroscelidea; Macroscelididae.